UGCAGCCUGCCCAUCAUGCCUCUCCCCGGACAGCUGCAGAGGCCGCCCAUUUCAGAAGGGACAGACCAGGGGACUCAGAUCUCUGACCGAGCCCAGAGCUGCCUGCGUGACCUCACACAGUAUCCAGUGUGUCAUCUUGCUUGUGUGUAUUUAGAGAACAUCCAUGACAGUGAUGGGAGUUCCAGCAGCAGCCACCAGAACCCCAAGAGCGCAGACAAAUGGGCGGCUUCUCUGGAGAAUCUGCUUGAAGACCCGGAAGGCGUGAAAAGAUUUAGGGAAUUUUUAAAAAAGGAAUUCAGUGAAGAAAAUGUUUUAUUUUGGCUAGCAUGUGAAGAUUUUAAGAAAACACAAGAUAAAAAGCAGAUGCAGGAAAAGGCGAAGGAGAUCUACAUGACCUUUCUGUCCAGCAAGGCCUCUUCACAAGUCAACGUCGAGGGCCAGUCCCGGCUCAAUGAGACGAUACUGGAGGAACCGCACCCACUGAUGUUCCAGAAGCUCCAGGACCAGAUCUUCAACCUUAUGAAGUAUGACAGCUACAGCCGCUUCUUAAAGUCUGACUUGUUCUUAAAACACAAGCGAACGGAGGAAGAGGACGAAGGUCCACCCGAUGCCCAGACUGCAGCUAAAAGAGCUUCGAGAAUUUAUAAUACAUGAGCCCCCAAGGCACUGGCAGGACUGGCAGCUUUAAGAAGCGAAGGAACUCACUCUCAGGACCGUGCAGGGUUUAUAACCUCUUUGUUUUCUGCAAGGACUGAAAUGUGCAAAACGCUUCCAUGGAAUAUGUGUAUUUUAUUACCUGCUUGACCAGUAAGUUUUGCAUGAUGGCUAAUCUUACAUAAAAAGACAAAUAGCUUUGAAGUUUUAGUUCUCACACACACCCAAAGGGGGGACAGUCCUUAAAACACUGGACAGUUUGAGUAUUUCACAGCUUGAUUAAGCGUCAUGUGAGGCCACCAGGUGAACGUACAGCCACCUCUUACCUCUAAAGUCUUUGCCCUGCCUCUGUGUGUGGGUCACAUGUGUCCACAGAUUCACUUGGUGAACCAGCUCAAGAAUGAAUUGAUCUGACAAGCUCAGGUCACUGGGGUUUUUUCUGUCAGGUGCCUCUUGGGUUAAAUACUUCUAGAGAGUAAGUUCAGUGCUGGGAAAAGAAAAUUCAUCACAGCCUCUAAAGAUCUGGGGAGCUGCGUGUGGGUAUCGUCAGAGGGCUCUUAUUUCUUGCGCGUGGGUUUGUUCUGGUUUUGCCCGUAAUCCGUGACAUUUCAUGCAACAAAGAUAAAUAGUUCAUUUUGACAGAAACAAGAUCUCAACCAGGAAGAAAGACAAAUGGGAGACUGUUCAGGGUCCCCAUGGUGAUGCAAGGUGGUGCUGAAUGGGAUGGUGGCACUGGCCCGUGCCGAUGAUGGAGCUGGGGGGAUGUUCCUUUCUCUUGCAGCCCUUUUGGUGAAACCCUUUCUUCUUGAUGCCUACCCCUUGCUAGACUUGUUAACUCUGGGCUUGAGACUUCAACCAGAGGAAGGAAAUGCUGUCUUUGGAAGCCCCCUCUUGGGUGAAGAGGCUGUGAGUGAAGUUCUGCUGGGCCCAGGCGCCCCCAGCAGAGCCCAAGGUCAGGCACAGUUCCCUUCUGCUCAUUGUUCCUGCCGUCUGCUGCUGCCAGACCUUCUCCAGCACGUUUGCCAAACCUUAAGCUCCUGUUUGCACAAACAAAGCAACCAGACUCUUACUUGAGAGCCUUCCAACAGACGUUCCCAUUUGCAAAAUUCCCUGCUGAUGAGCAUGACUGUAUGAUUUAUCAAUCAAGCCGGGACACUUGAGAGAGAAGGGGAGUGAGCUUAAUCAUCACGCUGGGAUAAUAAGCAUCAGCUGGUUCUGUUCCCGGUGAAACCAGUUUGCAUAGUCACCCUACUGACCACGCUCUCCUAGGGCGACCACUUGGGCAGUUCCCCGGAUUCUCCUUGUCCAUUCACUGUGGUCGAAUGCCCCCUGUCCUUCCACCUUGGACCUGGGGAAGGGAUGGUCUUAGGAAGCCAUUCACUGCUGCCAACCAAACCACCCAACUGAGCAUUCAUCAGAAACAGCAAAUGCUUGAUCCCCCCGACAGGGGGUUUUCUGCCUCCCCCAGGUCAUCCCCGACAUGCCUUCUCUCUGCCUGGGAUGAGAUAGUAAUGUUGAGAAUGACACCCAAGGGCCCUGUCAUCUGGGAAAUUCAGUCCAUCUUCAAGCAGAGCAGACUGAUGCACUUGAAAGAGUAAGGAAUAAAAACAACAUGGCUUCUCUAGCUCAACUUGCAGUUUACUAGCCAGAAAAGUGCAGGGAUGCAGACCCACACCCCACUGCACUGUCGCAGAUGCAGGAUAAUUUCAAGGUGCCAGGGAACUGAGCGAGCUGCUUGGUGCUCUCUUUUGAGAGCCUGUGCUGGGCGGGUCCCAGAGACUGCAGGUGGGCUGGGAACCCUCUUUCUGGCUUUUACCCUUUUACCCCUGGGUUCAGAGGCCCUUUGAGGUGGUGAGCUCUUCAUAAGCACAUAAAGGAAACAGCCAGAGUUAGCUGGGAGACUGUCUGCCAGAAGAAAGCCUCUGGCUUAGGAGCUGCCUGAAGAGCUGAAUGCGGGUGGGAGAGUGAGCUGCCCGUGUUCAGCCACGGCUCACUUCUCACAGCACUUCCCCCAGCUCGCUCUGGCCGGGCUGCCUGCAUCCCUGCCAAUCGCGGAACUGAGGCAGGUACAGAAUUCAGCUUCCUAAAGCCAUUGCAGAAGUGAGACAGAAGUGUAGGGAAUCUGUGUAGCCAGACCCAUGCUUCUACCCAGCUUUUCACUUUCACCCUAUGUCUGUCCAUCCGUCCAUUUAUUGAUUAAUAUUUAAAUUGUGUCUGCAAUGUGCUAGGGAUUGUGUUAGGUGCCAAGAUUCAAUGGGGGGAGUAUAGCAGCCAUGACGAUUCAUGCUCUAGUUCACAGGUGUUCUAAAAUGUAGGUUUUAUUAUUAUUCAGGUGUGGUGAGCCCAGCAGAUCAGGUGAUGACUAUCAUUGAAAGGAUAGUUUCUAAGAGAAAGGAGCAGGUCACACCGUGCAGGGCCGCGUGGGGAAUCACCAGGGUCGGUCAGAAGGUGGAGAGAGUGAGGGAAACGUAGGCAAAAGCCUUUAUUGUGGUUUCCUUGGAAAAGGCAGGGCAAAGGGUAGGUUUGGCUAGUUUGUAUCAUUUCCGUGGGCUCUGGGGCUUAGGGACUGUCCCUAACUGGUACCUGGGCCUGAGUCAUUAGGGCAGGUGGCCCAGAGUGUGAGAGCCCCAUAAAGAAGGGACCUGGGGAUGUGAGCUCUGCAUCUGUCAGUUGUUUUCUGUCUCUAAGAAUCAGCUAGCGCUGGGAGGGGCAGUCCCCCCAGUGCCAGCCAGGACCCAGAGGUCAAAGCUUCAGAGUAAAACACGCUUAUGACAACAGCCUGCAGGGUCUCAGAAUCUCAACCCGCAGGCCAUAGAUGUUGUGUUCGAUGGGGCACGUGUCUGAAAGCUUUCAGUGCAAUUGCCUUGGGCAGAGCGCAAAUGUAAUCUCCAGUUGGCUACAAGCCCCAUCAUUCCCUAUUGCCUUCUAACAGGCCAUUCACAGUUUACAUUUUCUGCUGGCUUUACAGUUUGUGCCCUGAUCUCCAUCUCCUGUAUGCAGAGAGCACGGCCUUGGUGACAUUUUCCUCUGUGACUUUUCAGUCAUUAAUGAUACCUCCAGAUCCACUCUGCUGACCCGCCCAGCUUUCUCAGAGUCAGUUGCGGUUCACACUCCUGCACCAUCUUGCUUUCUCAAUCACAGAACUCCCCUCCAAGGCAGGGCGGAGGUCACCUCACACUUGAAGAACACAUUUCCAAAGGCUUCUUUCCCAUUGCUUCAUACACAAAACCUUAAAAAGUGGGAGAACAUCUAUUUCUCCCAUUUUAGAGAUGGGAAAACCAAAACAAAGGACACGACUCACACGUGCUUGUGAGUGGUGGAGUCGGAGGCUGGAACCAAACCUUCCAUCUCCCGACCCCAGCUCCCUUUUUGGUUCAUCCUCUGCCUGGACAGGGCCCCAGGGAGGCCCAGCGCUGGGGUGAAUACUGGCGUUUUGGUAAAGAUGCUCCUUUACUCACACAACAGAUGCUUAAUGAGCACCUACUACAUCCCAGGCCACAUACUAGCUAUAGGAAUGUAGGGGAAUUAAAGAGUGAAGGAUGGAGAAUCCCCUGGCAGUCCCGUGGCUAGGACUCCGCACUUCCACUGUAGCGGGCAUGGGUUUGAUCCCUGGUCAGGGAACUAAGAUCCCACAGGCUGUGACGUGCAGCCA
Molecule: messenger RNA, 4306 nt
Organism: Aethalodelphis obliquidens (Pacific white-sided dolphin)
Lineage: Eukaryota; Metazoa; Chordata; Mammalia; Artiodactyla; Delphinidae
Gene: RGS10
Product: regulator of G protein signaling 10
Exons: 5
Coding region: 16-654 (212 amino acids)
Biological process (GO): regulation of G protein-coupled receptor signaling pathway
Cellular component (GO): cytoplasm; plasma membrane; nucleus
Molecular function (GO): G-protein alpha-subunit binding; GTPase activator activity
Source: RefSeq, a predicted model, not a curated record